AGUCCAAGGCGACCUGUGAAAAAACCCUUGCUACUUGUAUAGACUGUUGCUGCUAAUCCACGAGAAUCAAUUGGUAGUGAAGCGUCAACACCAUUGUUGGCAAUUUCACCUUUCUCAAUGAGUAUAGACAGCAGCACUUCUUUAGCCACACAAUUUCCUGUUUCCCAAGUCAAUUUCUCUUUGGAAAUCAAGGGAAACAAAACAGAGAUUAUCAUUUUUGGUUAUGAAGAUCAUUUUCUGGUCAUUGCCACUCAAAUAGGAACCAUGGGGACAAUACUGCAUGCCAGGAAGGAAGAAGGGGUGUCAACCAAUCCAACGUUCAACGUUUCUGUUAUAUUUGGCAAAAGGGAUGAGCCAAUGUUAGUAGCAUGUGCACGUCAGUUGAUUGAGCAUAUGAGUUUGUCUGGCUCCUCCAGGUCAUUGGUGCUCUCACUUGGUCUUAAAGACCAUUCUGCGUGUUACGCAGGAGACAUUGAAAGGUAUUGUUUAUGCUGUGAUCGACAAAAGGCUGUGGUAACAAAUUGCUGAUGAAAUGUCAAAUUUCAGAAUUUAGUAUUCAGAACUGCCACGUAGCUCAACCAAGUGGAGUCGGUAAGUGAUAUUUAAUUACAAUAUGCGGACUAUUUUUCUACCGUAUUACUUUCAAAAGUAAAUCCAUUAGUUUAUUGACGUCUGGCACUUUCAGAUUGUAGAAAGCAAUUGACAUUUAUUAUUGCAAAUUAAUCACAUUUCCUGCUGAUAGAUUUGACGGAUUGAAGUAUUCCAAUUAUUGAUAAUAUGUUGUACAAACUUGAGUUAAUAUUAUUUUCAAUGAGUCAUUU
This is a messenger RNA of Gastrolobium bilobum, 821 nucleotides long. RefSeq lists its product as uncharacterized. NCBI's taxonomy places the organism in Eukaryota, Viridiplantae, Streptophyta, Magnoliopsida, Fabales, Fabaceae. The transcript is spliced from 7 exons. The record is from RefSeq and is a predicted model, not a curated record. Gene Ontology annotation, biological process: proteasome assembly. Bases 118 to 528 code for a protein of 136 amino acids.